AUGAACCAGACAAAGGUCACUGGGGAGGAUGGAACCACAAAAAAGGAAGCGGAAGCAAUCGGAGCAUUACAGUUGGAUGUUCCUACAACCGGAACGAACGAGCAGGAUAAAAAUGUGAACCUGACUCAACUGAAAAUGGAAAACACAAAGGUCACCAAAGAGGAAUUAGCUGAGCUUGGACUGGAUGACCUUUCAGUGAACGAUAAGACUGUAGGCGAUGACCUUUGGGCAACUCCAAUGGUCUCAGACGAAUCGAACGAAUCGUACUUCACAGACGAUGAAGCAACGAUGAAUAUGUCCUUCCAAACUGCAAUGAAAGAGGCUGAUCGCGCCGAAGGUAUGACGCCGUUUAAAGACAUACCGGAACGCCUUAUCGAACGGACACAAGCGGGAAAGGUCAUUAAUGUUCGACCACCAUCACCAAACAGCCCCACAACGACUUUGAGGACUCGUGUGAGGGAAUUGGAAAAUGAACUCGAGGCCAAGGAAAGUCAGGCAAUGAAGCGGACAAAAGAAAACCGAGAAAAAUUGUCGUCGCUGGAAACUCGAAUAUACGAAUUGGAACAACAACAAGUUGACCUGGAGAGCGCGGCGGAUGAAUGGAAAAUCAAAUAUGAACGCCAAAGGGAACUCGCGGAGGAAUAUUUGAAAAUGGUAGAUGACAGAGAAAUGGAAGGUCAUCUUGCAGUCAGUGACCUCAACGAGAGUAUGUCAGAGGAGUCAGCUGAAAGGUCACGGCACUUGGCACAAUUGAAGGAUGAAUGUGACCAGUUGCGUCAAAAGGUCACUGAAGCGGAAGCCAAACGGGAUGAAUACGCCGCCAACCUUGCAGAGGUCACACAACGGCUAACAAGGCUGGCAACGGAAACGUUUAAGCUCAGGAACGACCUGAAGCUGCGAGAGGAAGAUAUCAGCACUCUACAACGUGAAUCGAAAGGUCACCAGAAACGUGCGGAUGAAGCGGAAAAGCUACGCAAUGACGCAAUCAAGACGAUGCGCGAGGCAAGAGACACUACAGCCUCUGAAGGAGAACGCCUGAAAGAAGAAAUUAAAAAGGUCAACGACGAAAACGAAAAGGUCACUGCAGACAUUCAGAAGGUUACCAAGGAAGGGCUCAAAUGGCAAAAAGAAGCCCGACGAUUGGAUACAAUGGUCACAGCAUUGGAGCUGAAGGACAAAGAGUGGCACCAACAAGUCGCUCAAAAGAGCCAAGAAAUCACAAAGCUGAAUACUGAACUGCUGGAGAUGACCACUACAGCACUGGCGAAAGAUGAUGAGUUGAUUGCAACCAAGAAUCAGCUGAGAUCAGCUGCUGGAGAGUAUCAGAAACUCGAAGGAGAUGUGACCAAAUUGGUAGAGCAGAUUAAAAGGAUGGAACAAGAAAACGAAAAGGUCACGCAGCAGGAGACUUUUAAGUUGCACGAACACCUGCGAAAGGUCAACUUGGAAAAUUCCGAUUUAAAAAGAGAAAGAGAGGAACUCCAUUUGAGAACUAAACGAUUGGAAGACGAGAACAAAGCGCUUAAUAUGUCAAACAAACACAAAGACGAACAGCUUCUGCAAUACGGAGCCAAGACAGCAACAGUGGAAUCGCCCCCGCCCAGUUACAAUGCGCUAUCAAGAGCACCAAUUGAAGGCCCGACAUGUCAAGAGGAAGAAUUUGACGAGAUUCCGAAUUUUGAGGAUUAUAAGAAGGAAUUCGACACUAAAGAGCCAGCAAUUGAAAUUGGACAGCUGUUCCUACAGAUGGUGGAACAACGCGAAAAACGCCUAAAGGUCACCUCAGCUACGGCGAAGGAGUCGGCUGAAUCAGAAAUGAAGGUGAACCGUGUAAAAAGCUGGUUGCCAAAGGUUAGCUGUGACUCGGUGGUUAUGACCUUUAUCUAUUGCUACUUGCUACAACGUGAAAGCGGCCACAACUGA
This is a messenger RNA of Paramacrobiotus metropolitanus, 1923 nucleotides long. RefSeq names its product golgin subfamily A member 6-like protein 6. Lineage: Eukaryota; Metazoa; Tardigrada; Eutardigrada; Parachela; Macrobiotidae. The record is from RefSeq and is a predicted model, not a curated record. The coding region runs from base 1 to 1923 and encodes 640 amino acids. The transcript is spliced from 3 exons.